Molecule: messenger RNA, 1525 nt
Organism: Zophobas morio
Lineage: Eukaryota; Metazoa; Arthropoda; Insecta; Coleoptera; Tenebrionidae
Exons: 2
Coding region: 96-1424 (442 amino acids)
Biological process (GO): protein localization to plasma membrane; GPI anchor biosynthetic process
Cellular component (GO): membrane; endoplasmic reticulum
Molecular function (GO): glucosaminyl-phosphatidylinositol O-acyltransferase activity
Source: RefSeq, a predicted model, not a curated record
GUUACAAAUAUAAAAUCCCCAAAAACUUUUCGAGGUUAUGUUUUUAUUUUACCAGCGAAAAAAGCCAAAUAACAUGUUUUUAGCAUAAAACACCCAUGGCUUCGCCACGCAGCUCCCUCAGAGACCAACUAAUGCACACCAAUGGAACCAGCCCCCACGAAACCAUCACCAUAAUAGUUCCCAGCCUCUUCUACACAACAAUCACCACCAUCAUCGUGUCGCUGCUAAAAACAAAAAUCGAAAACCUACCCCUCCAGUUCUGCAUCGAAUUCGCCACUCUCGUGCUCCCCAUAAUCCUCAACGUGACAGUUUUAGCCGACCACAACCUCGAAGUACUAACAACCUCCUUCAUAAUAUGUCUCAGCGUGCUCUUCUGUCUCCUACCAUUCAAACCUCACUCCCCCAAGUCAGACGUCCCCCAAACCCCCGACUUAAUCACCAACAGCCGCUCCACAAUCAACAUAAUCUCCGUGGUGGCAAUCCUCGCCGUCGAUUUUCUGAUUUUCCCCCGCCGCUUCGCCAAAACUGAGACAUUCGGCCAUAGUUUGAUGGACGUGGGGGUGGGUUUGUUCGUGUUUUCGAACGGAAUCGUCGACGGGGGGAAAACCGACCUAGGGAAAGCGCUGAAAGGGUCCAUCCCGUUGUUUGUUCUAGGGGGCACCCGCUUCGUCGUCACCCGACAAAUCGACUAUCACGUCCCCGUGUCCGAAUACGGGGUUCACUGGAAUUUCUUCAUCACUCUAGCCGUGACGAAAAUUUUCGUAUCCUUGAUUUUCACUGUCGUAAACGUGCGGUUUAUUUGGAUAAACGCCACGUUGUUGAUGAUUUCGCACGAAGUUUUGCUUCAGAGCGGACUGGCCAAUUUCGUCAUGAAGAACACGAAGAGGAAGGAUUUUGUUUCGGCUAACAAGGAAGGUUUGGUGUCGAGUGUGGGCUACGUUUAUUUGUACUUGUUUUCGGCCUAUUUUAGUUAUUUCGUUGGUUUGAAGAGAGGCAAGGGGCGUCGCAAAACCUCGAUUUUAAAAUUUGUUUUGUGUGCGUUGGUAACACUGGUGGGGUCGAUGAUUUGUCAAAAUUAUUUCGGAAUUUCGCGCAAGUUGGCCAACCCGGCGUACUGUUUUUGGGUUUUGUUUAUAGGGACUUUCAUGACGGGACUUUAUUAUGUUUUUGGGAGACUUCUAGAGGACGUUUUGGGGUCCAAGUUGCACGUAAGGGUUCAGUUGCCUUUUAUUUUCCGAGCGAUCAAUUACAACGGGUUGACGUUUUUUCUUGUUAGUAAUUUAUUAACGGGAGUAGUGAAUAUGGUCUGUGAUACACUGGCAGUUGGCACCACUGCUAGUUUAGUGAUUAUUUGCGUCUACAUGUUUAUCAACUGUUCGACAGUUUGUGUUCUGUAUAAGAAACAGAUGAAGUUAAAAUUUUAGAUUUUAUUGUAAUUUUUACGAAGUUAUAGAAUAAUUUAUGUAAAAAAAUGUAUACAAAAUUAAGUGUCAUAUUAGUCACAAAUAAAACGUCACAUUAGUAA